Molecule: messenger RNA, 405 nt
Organism: Prunus armeniaca (apricot)
Lineage: Eukaryota; Viridiplantae; Streptophyta; Magnoliopsida; Rosales; Rosaceae
Source: the annotation of a GenBank genome assembly
AUGUUGGUUGACAGGAUGAAGCACGACGACAGGACCGAUGUUCGCAACUUUGGAGAAAUAUUGCUGGAAAUGAUCAAAGGCAGACUAGUGAUGUCUGAGACUCAAGUGGAAGUUCAAGAAGAUCAGCUACAAAUGGCUCUUACAGCUGAUGAAGCAGCUCGAGGAAGCAUGGUUGAUCCACUAAUUAGGCAGACAUGCUUGGAUCAGUCCUUGAAGACGCUGAUGGAAAUUUGUGUGAGAUGUCUGUGUAAGGAUCCAGCAGAUAGAUCUUCUAUUGAGGAUGUUCUUUGGAACUUGCAGUAUGCUGAACAAGUUCAGGAUGCAUGGCUGGGAGGAGAAUCCCGGAGCAAUGAGGGCUCUCCGACAGACGUCAGCUACGGAUUAAUGCAGAGGGAAUGGCACUAG